Molecule: messenger RNA, 2208 nt
Organism: Brettanomyces bruxellensis
Lineage: Eukaryota; Fungi; Ascomycota; Pichiomycetes; Pichiales; Pichiaceae
Exons: 1
Coding region: 1-2208 (735 amino acids)
Biological process (GO): ribosomal small subunit export from nucleus; endonucleolytic cleavage in ITS1 to separate SSU-rRNA from 5.8S rRNA and LSU-rRNA from tricistronic rRNA transcript (SSU-rRNA, 5.8S rRNA, LSU-rRNA); endonucleolytic cleavage in 5'-ETS of tricistronic rRNA transcript (SSU-rRNA, 5.8S rRNA, LSU-rRNA)
Cellular component (GO): 90S preribosome; preribosome, small subunit precursor; nucleolus
Molecular function (GO): RNA binding
Source: RefSeq, a predicted model, not a curated record
AUGGGUCAUAAAGUUAGAGGGAGACAAGCUAAGAAGGAAAGGAAAUCGAAGCAUGCGCAUCAUAAGCAUAGCAGCAGCGAGGAGAAACACAUGGAUCACGAGUUAGAAUCCGUUCACGAAAAUAAGCCGGAAGAAGAACAUAAUAAUAAUGGUAUAAUUCUUUCCAAGGUUGAGCAAGUUGAUCUUUCCUUGUUAAAUGAUGAGGGUCCAUUUUUUGAAAUAGAUUUGAAAGAGGAACAGAUGCCAUUUUUUGGACUUUUAAAUAGUGAGCAGGCAGCUUAUUUCAGGCAAGCAGAAUCAACUUUAAAUCUUGAUACAUUUGAGACUCCUGACAUAAAAUUAACUUUUAUUCAAAGUAUAUUUGAUGAAGCAAAGGGUAAUUCGCUUAAGCUAGCUACAAACCAAAUUUGUUCGAAGUUGAUGGAAAGAAUUAUUAUGCUAAGUAACGAAGAUCAGAUGAAGCAGCUAUAUAUGGAAUGUCGUGGCUUUUUUUAUCAGCUGUUCAUUCAUAAAUAUGCAUCGCAUGUUAUGGAAGCAUUUCUUGUUAGGGCAGCAUCUUUCAUAGAGAAGGAGAUGCUAAAAAGGGAUGACGAGAAUUACGAAAAAUUUGAAGAUGAGGAAAAAAAUAUUUCGAUGGAAGAGAUCGUACUUAAUAUAGUAAAGGAGAACCAACCUAAACUGAAGCGACUAUCUAAAAAUAAGUAUGGAUCACAUGUUUUCCGAUUGCUACUACUUAUUUUAGCGGGAAAGGAGCUUCCAUCUUCCAUAGAGUCUAAUUCGCUUUUAAGAUCUAAGAAAUCGAAAAUUGCCAGAAAGAUGGUUGAACUUGAGGACACAGAGGAUUAUAAAAGAAGCUUUCAAAUACCAUCAUCAUUUGAACAAGCCCUAUCAUUAAUAGUAGAGAUUAUGGUGAGGACGGAAACAAAAGAAUCCUUAAGAGAAACUGCAAUCGAUCCAAUUGCAUCUCCUGUUGUUCAGCUAAUAAUUGAACUUGAAGGUAAGGCCAAUAGAAAUCGACCAUUCUGGACUUUAACUUUUGAGAGGGCUGAUGAACCAACUAAUGAGAAAGAGAAAUCGUUUGUUGAAUAUCUUCUUUCAGAUCCAGUUGGCUCUCAUUUUUUACAGACCGCUAUAUCAAAUCAGAAAAUGAGGAAUAUUAAUAGGUUAUAUCAUCUUUAUAUGGAAGACAGAGUUGUCAAACUUGCAAAAAGGGAGACAACGGGCUCGUUCGUGAUACAGACUCUUUUGGAGAAAUUAAGAGCCAAGGAUCAGACAAAAAUAAUGGACCAAUUGGUUCCUGUUUUGAAUGAACUAAUAGUCAAUAACAUUGGCAUGGGAUCCAGUAUAGUAGAGUGUUCGAGAAGAAAUAACGGAUACUUAAAAGAUGAAAUCGUCAAGAAAUUGUUUGACUUUUUCAACAAAGACAUCAAUGGAGUGAAGACCGACGAUGACCAGUUCAUGAUGAACAUUUUACAAUUAAGGAAAUCCACAUUAUAUUCUACAAAAGAUGACUGGCCAACAUCGGAGGAGAGAAGAAGGGCAAUGUUCUUAGAGGAGUUGAUUGAUUUUGAUGAUCAUAUCCUCAAGUAUUGCUUAAAGUCCAUGUUACAGCUAGCAGAAGAACCAAAACCAGUUUCACAUGCGCAUGCUCGAGAAAGAUCUAAAUACAAUAAGAAUGAUGAUAAAGAAUCAGGGAAGGACACGGAAGGAACAAUCAAGAUGCAAGAAAAAGAUAUUGAAAAUGCACAGGAAAGCAACUCUAAUAUGUUGAUAGAACUGUGCGAACAUGGUGUGUUUUCUCACAUUGUCGAAGAAUGCUUAAUAAAUCAGAGACGCGUGAGUAAAAUUGAGAGAAGAAGGAUAUUAAAUGCUUUAACUCCGCAUGUGGUUGAAUUAGCUUGCGAUGCCCAAGGUUCACAUAUCGUUGAUAAACUCUUUCCUUUUACAAUAUUCUUGAAUAUGUAUAAAGAAAGAAUCGCCAGUAAGCUUUUAAAUAACGAGGAAUUGGUGAAGCGGACUGUCUACGGGAAAAAAGUUUGGAAAAAUUGGAAGAUGGAUGUUUAUGCCAGACAUUUUGGUGAUUGGAAAAGAAUGGUCAAACAAGAAGAAAUUGAUCAGGCAGGAGAAGAUGGAAGCCAUUUAAACCAUAGUAAUAGAGAUAAUGGGUACCAGCAUUCUACUGGAAUUAAAAAGAGGAGAAUUAAUUGA